This is a messenger RNA of Peromyscus eremicus (cactus mouse), 1009 nucleotides long. RefSeq names its product RAS like family 10 member A (gene Rasl10a). The transcript is spliced from 3 exons. The record is from RefSeq and is a predicted model, not a curated record. Lineage: Eukaryota; Metazoa; Chordata; Mammalia; Rodentia; Cricetidae. Bases 32 to 643 code for a protein of 203 amino acids. Gene Ontology annotation, molecular function: GTPase activity; GTP binding.
CCGGCGCCGGGCGCGGGGGCGCGGGCCAGCCAUGGGCGGCAGCCUGCGUGUGGCUGUUCUGGGUGCUCCGGGAGUGGGCAAGACUGCCAUCAUCCGCCAGUUCCUGUUCGGUGACUAUCCCGAGCGCCACCGGCCCACAGACGGUCCCCGCCUCUACCGGCCCGCCGUGCUGCUCGACGGCGCUGUCUACGACCUGAGUAUCCGCGAUGGUGACGUCGCUAGCCCCGGCUCGAGCCCCAGAAGUCUCGAGGAGUGGCCAGACCCUAAAGACUGGAGCUUGCAGGACACAGACGCCUUCGUGCUGGUCUACGACAUCUGCAGCCCGGACAGUUUCGAUUAUGUGAAAGCCCUGAGGCAGCGCAUAGCGGAAAACAGGCCGGCGGGCGCACCAGAGGCACCCAUCCUCGUGGUAGGCAACAAGCGGGAUCGUCAGCGGCUGCGCUUCGGACCUCGUCGUGCACUGGCCACCCUAGUACGCAGGGGCUGGCGCUGCGGCUACCUCGAGUGCUCAGCCAAAUACAACUGGCACGUGCUGCGUCUCUUCCGAGAGCUUCUGCGUUGUGCUCUGGUGCGUACACGUCCUGCGCAUCCGGCCCUGCGCCUGCAGGGGGCGCUGCAUCCAGCGCGCUGCAGUCUCAUGUGACCAAAACGGACAGGGAAAUCUCCUAAAAGCAGGCUCCCACCCAGUCUCCAGGCCGACAGGCUUUUCUUUGAACUUGAUUGGACCCAGCCAACUCCCAAUCAUUGGACAAGUUCAGUUUUAUCUGAGACCUUAUUGGGUCACAAUCACAGAUGGAAAGGACCUGAAUAUGUACGGGAUUGGAAGCAUUCACACAGCUCCUGGCGCUUUACUGGAAACACCUUUUGUUUUUGGGACAGGGUCUCACUUCUAUAGGCUUGACUGGCAUUAAACUACAAAGAUCCACCUGCCUCUGCCUCUCCAGUGCUGGACUGGUUACUGGAGACACUUUUUAAGUCAUGCCUUACCAGGUAAUAAAAAACAACUUAA